Macrosiphum euphorbiae (potato aphid) is the source of this 273-nucleotide messenger RNA. The record is from the annotation of a GenBank genome assembly. NCBI's taxonomy places the organism in Eukaryota, Metazoa, Arthropoda, Insecta, Hemiptera, Aphididae.
AUGUCUAUAGCCGAAUUCUUGGAUGGCUUUCCAUCCUAUGACAAACGCAAUUUUAGCAGUUUCACUAAAAAAAGUUGUGGAAAUAAGUCUUCAUCAGUUUACAUAACAACAAAAGAUAUACCUUCCGAACAAACUAUUGCUAAUGGCAAUCCACUUGAGUUACUCCAGAGUUUACACAAAAAAUGGGAUGUAAAGAAUUUAUCUAAAAAAAGGGCUUUGGUUGAAACAGAUGAAGAACCCUCAACAUCUAGAAAACGCCCAAGAGUUAUAUAA